AGCAUUUCGAGUCGCCAUAAGGCCAUAACCUAUAAUAAGUCUCCAACAAUUGAACAAUGGCAACACAAGCAGCAAAAGGUGCUGCGGCACAAACAGUGAAAUAUUUUAUGGGAAAAUGCAUGCCCUCGGUAAAAACGAAUGCAACAAGAGUUCAAAUACCUGUAUUCGAGUACGAUGACUAUUUACAUAUGCAUUUUAGAAAGUAUCAAUAUAUUUUUGCUCAUGAUCCAAAUAGAUUGUGCAAAACUGGAGAUAUGGUCUUAGUGCAAAGUUUGCCAGAAAAAAUGACAAAACAUAUAACACAUAAGGUUAUUGAAGUCAUAAUGCCUCUUGGAGAUGUAACUGAUCCAAUCACAGGUAAAAAGGUUGCUGCUAGCGUAUACAGAGAAAACAUUAAGGUAGUAAAUGAAUUUUACGGAGAGUCAGAAAAUGCCUUUAAAUACGAUAAAAAUUACAAGAGAGGAUCUCUCGAGGAUAAAAGAGAUUUCACACACAAACCAGCUUAUAAAAAGUACUAUGAAGAUCCAAAUGACCCACAGCCUUAUGCUGUUUAAAUAAAAUAAUUUGUAGAAGAUAAGCAAAAAAUGUUACUGUAAAAAAUAUUGUUUACAUUAGAUAAAAUAUCAGUUGAUUUUUAUUUUGUACACUUUUAGUGCAAAAAAUUCAAUAAAAGAAAAAACUUACCAAAGUAAUUUUUAUACAUAUUAUGUAAUACGGCCCAGAAUGUAGACUAAACUAGGAACAUUUUUUGUACUUGAAUAUACUAUUUUCUUUUAGCUCUUUAUAAAGUAAAACAAAUUUAUCUUGAUAUUAUUCAAUUUUUUAAGUUCGAUGUAAAAAAAAUGAUGUUUGCAAUAGCCAAUAGUUUAAAUUACAUCUAUUAAUAAAUACCACUGUAGUAUUUACAA
Molecule: messenger RNA, 908 nt
Organism: Nasonia vitripennis (jewel wasp)
Lineage: Eukaryota; Metazoa; Arthropoda; Insecta; Hymenoptera; Pteromalidae
Gene: mRpS17
Product: 28S ribosomal protein S17, mitochondrial
Exons: 3
Coding region: 57-554 (165 amino acids)
Biological process (GO): mitochondrial translation
Cellular component (GO): mitochondrial small ribosomal subunit
Molecular function (GO): structural constituent of ribosome
Source: RefSeq, a predicted model, not a curated record